AUGCCUUCCACGCCGACCCCCAUCUCCCUCGUCGGCAUCACUGGCCUGACAGGCAGUGCCGCUCUCGCCUGCCUCCUAUCCGCGCCGGCGCCGUUCGCUAUCACGGGAUUUUCGCGGCGCGCAAGCCCCAAUACGCCAGACACGCCCGGCACGACAUACACGAAUGUCGUGGGUGAGCUCUCGCCGACUCCGGCCAAUGUCGGUAGUGUGGGGGGUAUCUUCGUUUCGUGUUUGGGGACGACGCGGGCGGAUGUGGGUGGGAUUGAGAAACAGCGCGCUAUCGACCUCGAUAUGAAUCGUGAUCUCGCCCAGCAGGCGAGGAAGGAUGGCGCCGAGACGGUCAUGCUCGUGUCGACGGCGAUGGCCAGUUCGGCCGCGUGGUUGGCGUAUCCCAAGAUGAAGGGGGAGCUAGAGGACGCCGUCAAGGGUAUGGGGUUUAGGCGCACCAUCAUCCUUCGUCCAGGCGCACUGCUUUAUGAUGGUGACCGUAACAUCAAACGUACGGGCGAGAGCAUCUACGUCUCAAUGCUCAAGGGCCUGCGCGCGGUCGGUGUACCCACGACGGCACUCGCCGUUGACGCCGACGACGUUGGUGCUGCGAUCGCGCAGCUCGCGAUUCACCCGCCGGCCGAGGGCGUUACCGAGCUGCACAAUGACGACAUGAUCAAGCUCGCUAACGAGUUCCGUGCCGCACAGAACAAGGCCCGCAACGCCUAA
Molecule: messenger RNA, 717 nt
Organism: Cutaneotrichosporon cavernicola
Lineage: Eukaryota; Fungi; Basidiomycota; Tremellomycetes; Trichosporonales; Trichosporonaceae
Gene: FMP52
Exons: 3
Coding region: 1-717 (238 amino acids)
Biological process (GO): import into nucleus
Cellular component (GO): cytoplasm
Source: RefSeq, a predicted model, not a curated record